AUGCUCUGGUUGUAUCACCUUUCUUGUGAUGAAGACCGCGCAGCAUAUGUCACAUUAUGUGCGUCUAGGAAAGUAUUUGUAAAUACACGACUGCCCAAGAUUUCUUCCGCAACCCGCCUGAGAACACGGGGCCGGCUUAACACGGACUUCGGGCCUGUCUCUUCAUGGCCUGUGCUUUUAACAUUGCAUCUACUCGAUCUGGCUUAUGACUCUGAGACUAUUCGGGUUAUGUACCUUCCGCUGGCUUUAUCCAUUUUGUUAUUCGCCCAUGCAGCACCUACGACUUGCGCAUUCAAGCCUCACAAGGCAUUGGCACGAGUGACAGAACGAUUUCACCAAUACGCGAAGAGGCAUAGUGUACAAUUCGCUCGCGACCUCCGAGUCGUCUUCCAAGGCCUGUCUGGCGAGAAAGACGAAUUUGACCCAAAUGCAUCACGUCGUGUGUACUGCGUUCGCCCAGAUGACUUAGGACUGAAAGGGAAUGGUUCGUCGACGUCGCCAACUACCGACCGCUCUGGAUCGACGGGAUCUGCAACCGCCUCAGGGGCAACGCCAACUGCUACAUCUGCCUACCAGCUGGUUGAAUCUCAUUCUGGAAAUAACUUCUUCGAUGGGUUCUCGUUCUUUGACUUCCCGGAUCCUACUGGUGGUACUGUUGACUAUCAAAGUCAAUCAAAUGCAGAAGACAACGAAUUAAUAGCCAUUAACGAUGCUGGCAACGCUGUGAUCAGAGUAGACACAACUCCGACGAUACCUGGGAAUCGGAAGGCCGUCCGCAUCACUACUGAGAAUUCUUUCACUCAGGGUAUUUUUGUUCUCGAUGCUGUGCAUAUGCCUCAAGGCUGCGGCACCUGGCCUGCUUUCUGGUCAAACGGUGCGGCAGGUGAAAUAGACUCAUUGGAAGGCGUCAAUGACUAUACAAACAACCAGGCAACGCUUCACACUGCACCAGGAUGCACAAUCCCAUCAGACUCGACUCCUCAGUCGCUCGACGUUGCGGCGACGGUCGUUGGUGGCACUAAUUGCGCAACUACGGAGACAGGUAACACAGGAUGUGGUAUGAGAGCUGACUCGAAUACCACCUAUGGUUCGGGAUUCAACUCAGUUGGUGGUGGUGUAUACGCCACGCUCUGGGAUGAUGACCAGAUUGCAGUGUACUUCUUCCCUCGUGGAUCGAUUCCGCAGGACCUCGAUGCAGAAGCGCCGCUGCCUGAUACGUGGGGCACACCAAUAGCCCGAUGGCCGGCAUCAAACUGUGAUAUUUCUAAAUUCUUCAAGAGCCAUACUAUUAUCAUCAAUACUACGUUCUGUGGGCAAUGGGCGGGAGUUUUAUGGGGCUCGACGGGUGUCCCAGGUCAGGGGGCAAGCUGUGCAACACGUACGGGAUACUCGACAUGCGACGAGUUUGUACGCAACAACGGUGCAUCGUUUGACCAAGCGUACUGGGAGAUAUCGAGCGUGAAGGUGUACCAGACGUCUCGUCAAUCAUAGAACCCACUGUGUGGAGCAAUGGUAAUUAUUUGAGAAUUAGGCUGUUGUACUGGAUUAGUCUGGAUAUAUGUAUCAUUCGUAGGAUAUUUGGAUAAUGUGGACUAUUAGUUAGUAUAUUAUACGCAGUGGGAUUAGAGUACAGUUGAAAAUGUCUUAUUGCGUAACGUCGGGAGAGGGUU
This is a messenger RNA of Fomitiporia mediterranea MF3/22, 1670 nucleotides long. RefSeq lists its product as uncharacterized. NCBI's taxonomy places the organism in Eukaryota, Fungi, Basidiomycota, Agaricomycetes, Hymenochaetales, Hymenochaetaceae. The transcript is spliced from 12 exons. The record is from RefSeq and is a predicted model, not a curated record. Gene Ontology annotation, biological process: glucan catabolic process. Gene Ontology annotation, molecular function: hydrolase activity, hydrolyzing O-glycosyl compounds. Bases 1 to 1491 code for a protein of 496 amino acids.